Molecule: messenger RNA, 408 nt
Organism: Strongylocentrotus purpuratus (purple sea urchin)
Lineage: Eukaryota; Metazoa; Echinodermata; Echinoidea; Camarodonta; Strongylocentrotidae
Product: dynein assembly factor with WDR repeat domains 1-like
Exons: 4
Coding region: 1-408 (135 amino acids)
Biological process (GO): mRNA splicing, via spliceosome
Cellular component (GO): U4/U6 x U5 tri-snRNP complex
Molecular function (GO): protein binding; U4 snRNA binding; U6 snRNA binding
Source: RefSeq, a predicted model, not a curated record
AUGGAUAAGACCUGUAAGAUCUGGGAUACUGCCAUGGGCAAGUGUGUGGGUAACCUACGUGGCCAUGAUGACGAGAUUUUGGAUGUGGUCUUUGACUUCACUGGACAGUUCAUUACUUUAGCAUCGGCAGACAGUUCUGCAAGGGUCUACAAUGCUGUUACCCAUCACUGCAUAUGCAAAUUGGAUGGACAUGCUGGAGAAAUUUUGAAGAUUUCCUUCAACCCUCAAGGUACCAAGCUACUGACAGCCAGCGCUGAUAAGACAGCUAAGGUUUGGGAUCCUAAAUCAGGUACCUGUCUCCAGACACUAGAGGGACACACAGACGAGAUAUUCAGCUGUGCAUUCAACUAUGAAGGAGAUACAGUUAUUACAGGAAGCAAAGACAACACUUGUAGGAUCUGGCGCUGA